This is a messenger RNA of Helianthus annuus (common sunflower), 1256 nucleotides long. RefSeq names its product chitinase CLP-like. NCBI's taxonomy places the organism in Eukaryota, Viridiplantae, Streptophyta, Magnoliopsida, Asterales, Asteraceae. The record is from RefSeq and is a predicted model, not a curated record. The transcript has a single exon. Bases 352 to 1230 code for a protein of 292 amino acids. Gene Ontology annotation, molecular function: aspartic-type endopeptidase activity. Gene Ontology annotation, biological process: proteolysis.
UGAAGUUAUUGCUGCCCAUUUUGUACCAUACACUUCGGUAGUAGCCCCGGUUAACAAACAUACGGAUGCUGCUAAGCCUCUCUAUAGUGUUCAGGUCAUGACAGAAUAUGUAAACAUGCAAUUCUUGCACGCAAACUUCCUUAUAGACAUCGACGCUCCAUUCAUAUGGCACGACUGCAUCGUGCAAUGGAACAUACGUCCAGGCAGUUGUCCCCCUAACAAGCUUUGCGUAUCUCCUGCUUCCUGCGAAGAAUUUGAAUGCCAGGAAGUGCGAGCUUCUUACGGUUAUAAGAAUCCUUCUUGCACUCCAGAAACCAACAGUUCGACGUUACCUGGUUGGGGAUUUUGUACAUGCCCGGUCAAUGUGGUAAAUCCCAUGACCAAGCCCUCCUCAACUUCGACGUUUUAACAGUGACUGCAAUUGACGAAAGAAAUGAGUUUAAUGGUCACUUAGGUUCAUACCCUUUUGCGGCAUGUGCUCCUUCUUCAUCAAUUGAAUCAUUUCCUGCCAAUGUUUCUGGUGUCAUGGCACUUUCUUCAUCACGUUAUGCGUGGCCAGCUUUCUUAUAUCAACCUCUUAGUAACAUAUUAUCUUUAUGUCUUCCAAGCAAACCGUCUGGACCUGGGGUUAUGUUCUUUCGGUCGGGUCCUUAUUACCUUCUUCCCCAAUCGAAUGUCAAUGUAAGAAGCUAUCUUUCUUAUACACCGUUGGUAAAGCAACAAGAUUCUUUUGGAUACUUUAUCAGAGUCAAUAGCAUUGUAAUUGGAAAGAAAUCUAUAAAUGUUCCCGCGAAUACCAUUACCAAGCUUAGUACAAUGGACCCUUACACCACUCUUAGAACAGACAUUUAUAAUGGUGUGGUUAAGAGGUUUUCAAAGGUUACAAAACGAUUACGUCCUGCAAAGCCAGUCGCCCCCUUCAGCCUUUGUUACAGCACCUCCACCACUGGUUUAAAAGUUCCAGAUAUCGAUUUCAUCCUCCCGGAUGGGAAGAAGUGGACUGUAUCCACACCAAACUCUGUUAAGCAAGUAACACACGAGGUGGCGUGUUUGGCAUUUGUUGAUGGUGGUGCAACGAGUGAACCUGCAAUUGUGAUCGGCACAUUUCAGUUUGAGGACAACUUUCUAGAAUUUAAUUUAGAGAAUUCGACUUUUGGGUUCAGUUCAUCGUUGUUACGCAAGCAUACUUCUUGUUCAAGCUUCAACUUUACUCUUAUCAACAGCCCUUAAAGCUAUAACCAAAUGUAUUAGUCUGC